UGUGAAAAGAGACAGCUUUUGUAGAGUCGCCGGCAUUGAUAUCGCUGCAAUUGAUGAGACUGCAUGAACUACGAGUCCACUCAACCCCACGACCUUGACAAAUUAACGUUAAAACAAAACAUACAACCACCCAUCCGACAAAUAACAAACCGAAAAUGUCGAUCCCCGCCCUCUUCUCCCUCGAAGGCAGCACCGCCAUCGUCACCGGCGGCACGCGGGGAAUCGGCCAGGCCAUGGCGUACGCGCUUGCGGAAGCGGGCGCGGACAUUAUUCUGAUCCAGCGAGACGAAUCCAACACCACCACGCGCGACGAGAUCACCACGCGCCUGCACCGCAAAGCCCACAUCCACGUCGCCGAGCUGUCCUCCCGCGACGCCCUCAAACAGAUCCUCCCCGCCGUGACCGCCCAGGGCUUCACGCCCAACAUCCUCCUCAACUGCGCCGGCAUCCAGCGCCGGCAUCCCAGCGAGCAAUUCCCGGAUGAGGACUGGGAUGAGGUCCUCAACAUAAACCUCACCUCCGUCUUCACCCUGUGCCGGGAAUUCGGCGCCUACCUGCUCGGCCGCGACGCCGCCGAGUUCGAAGCCACCGGCGGCGGCGGCGGCCACCGCCGCCGCGGCGCCAUCAUCAACGUCGCCUCGCUGCUCAGCUUCCAGGGCGGGAUCACCGUGCCGGCCUACGCCGCCUCCAAGGGCGGGGUGGCGCAGCUCACCAAGGCGCUGUCCAACGAGUGGGCCGCCCGCGGCAUCAGCGUCAAUGCCAUCGCCCCCGGGUACAUCGCCACCGAUAUGAACACCGCGCUGAUCCAGGAUGAGGCCCGCAACGCGGGGAUCAUGGCGCGGAUCCCCGCGGGGCGGUGGGGGAGGCCCGAGGAUUUCAAGGGGGUGGUAGUGUUUUUGGCGAGUGCGGCCAGUGCGUAUGUUUCUGGGGAGGUGGUUACGGUUGAUGGGGGGUGGAUGGGGCGGUAAUCUUUUUGAUUCUGUGAGGGGGGGGGUGUCGUCUGUAUAUAGGUUUUGUGAGGAAUUGAUGGGUUGGUGAUUUUUACUGGUCAUGGAGUUCUUGGUGGUGAGAUGGUGCAGUGGGUUCGAGUUGUGGAAUGUGGGUAAAUUUAGGGAUAGGUAUGGCAAGGUUUGUACAAGGACAGGCUGUCAUCGCCAAUGGCAUCACACAGUCGGUUAUACGGAUGCACAAUUGUUACACGGUGGAAUCUUAUCAUGAACUGGAUUGAAAGGUUGAGCGGGCUGCAUGUUCCUAGCAACCUUUGCAUAGCUCAUUUGUUGUUCUAGACCCAAGGUACCGACUCU
Aspergillus fijiensis CBS 313.89 is the source of this 1304-nucleotide messenger RNA. RefSeq names its product putative 2-deoxy-D-gluconate 3-dehydrogenase. The transcript has 3 exons. Gene Ontology annotation, molecular function: oxidoreductase activity, acting on the CH-OH group of donors, NAD or NADP as acceptor. The coding region runs from base 156 to 968 and encodes 270 amino acids. NCBI's taxonomy places the organism in Eukaryota, Fungi, Ascomycota, Eurotiomycetes, Eurotiales, Aspergillaceae. The record is from RefSeq and is a predicted model, not a curated record.